Maniola jurtina (meadow brown) is the source of this 1996-nucleotide messenger RNA. RefSeq names its product facilitated trehalose transporter Tret1-like. Bases 380 to 1819 code for a protein of 479 amino acids. Lineage: Eukaryota; Metazoa; Arthropoda; Insecta; Lepidoptera; Nymphalidae. Gene Ontology annotation, biological process: transmembrane transport. The transcript has 3 exons. Gene Ontology annotation, molecular function: transmembrane transporter activity. Gene Ontology annotation, cellular component: membrane. The record is from RefSeq and is a predicted model, not a curated record.
AGUGCGUAAUCGUCCUUAGAGUUUACUAUGUUUUUGUAGAGCUACAACCUAGAGACUUGUGAUGAGCGGACAAACAGACAGACAGACAGACAGCAGAGUGGCUCCGUUUUUACCCUUUGGGUACGGACCCCUAACAACAAGUGACAUUCUACGUAGUGUUGCAGAUUUCUAAAAGCUCUAAAUAAUCACUCUCAGCUUACGUUCGACAGACUAUAUAAUAAUUAUGUAAAUUCGGCUAUUGUGACUUUAAAAGUAUGAAAUGUCAAUACGUCGGUGGCAGCAAUUUAACCUUGCAUUUUAUUUAUUAGUGUUUUGUUUUAGUUGAGUCUGGAUAAGUUUUAAUCCUCAUAGUAUAUUUCUAUGAAACAAAGCGAACAAUAUGAAUAUUCCAUUGCUACGUCAACUUUUCGUGGUGAGUUCGUCGUUACUCGCAGCCAUCUCCACAGGAGGUGUUCUGGGUUUGCCCAGCGUUUUGGUGCAGCAGUUGAAAUCGAAUGACAGUCUGAUACAAGUUGAUCUGGACACAGAAUCAUGGAUCGCCUCUGUUCACGGGUUUGCCGGUGCUCCGAGCAUUUUCAUCCCAUACCUGAUGCAGCGUUGGGGCAGGCGGCUGGGAUUCCGGGUAUGCUGCCUCUCCGUGCUGAUCGGCUGGAUCAUGUGCUGUUUCGCCAACAGCUCCCUUACUAUAAUCAUCGCUGAAAUCUUCCAAGGCGCUGGCGUCAAGAGCUUGCUCUUAGUCUGCAUGAUGAUUAUCAGCGAAAUGGUUGAACCAAGGAUCAGAAAUCAAUCUAUAGUUCUGUACGGCGUCUUUCAAACGUUUCUCGUUCUAUUCGUUCAUACAAUAGGAAACUUCAUUCACUGGAAAACAAUAAGCCUAAUUAUGUGCUUCCCGCUCGCAUUGAGCAUUAUUUUCAGUUUUAUUUGGCCCGAGUCGCCGGCCUGGCUGGCUUAUAGAGGUAGGUUUGAGGAGAGUAGAAAAUCCUUUACAUGGCUACGGGGCAAAAAUAAAGAGUCGCUUGAAGAGAUGAAUGCUCUCUUUAAUGCUCAAAGGGAGUUUUUGCGCGCCGAAAUGACCACCAAAACAGCAAAGCGCAGUACGCCACUAAUGAAGAGCGUAUGGCGAAAAAUAACCACUCGAGAUUUUUACAUACCAAUCUUUCAUGUUUUUGUAUUACUAACUUCUUAUUACUGGAGUGGAAACUUGUUAAUAGUCGUAUACGCGAUCAAUAUAGUUGGUAAAGUUAUAGAAAAUAGUGAGUCUGCUUUCAUUGGCAUGAUUGUUAUAGAUAUAGCUUUCAUAAUCGGUAAUUUAAGUUGUCCGAUUUUACUCAAAUAUUUUGGCAACAAACCUAUACUUUUAACAGGCGGUGCGUUCUCUGUACUAUUUUUAUUAGGGCUAUCUACUGUUUUAUACUUACAAGAAAUAGGUACAAUCGCUGCCGACUCAAUGCUUUGUUUAUAUCUUUUAGUGGGAUUCAUGGUGUUUUCUUCUACAGCACUCUAUAUGAUUCCCUUUGGAGUAGCCACAGAAAUUAUACCCUUACGACACCGGGGGGUGGCAGGAUCAAUUUAUAUUGCAUUAAUGAGCAUAUUCUACACUAGUUCUCUUAAAAUAGUACCAUUGCUGAUCAUGCAUUUAGGAAUAUACGGGAUAUUUUUACUUUAUGCGAUAAUUUUAAUAUUCUGUCUGGCAUGGAUUUGGAAAUACAUACCGGAAACUAGAAACAAAACAUUGCAAAGCAUAGAGGAACAUUUUGUUAGAAACUCUAAAGAUCCAGAUAUAGCAAUAGGUGAAGAAAUUGACGAAAACUUUCUUUAAGGAUUUUGGUGUUUUUUAUAAUAAAAUACUGAUCUAACGCGUUUUUUUCAGACUAUCUACCUAAAAAAGGAGUAUAAUAUUUUCAGAAUUCCAAUAGAUGUAAUGUAUGUGAGUUUCUUUGUUUCACUAUAACUUCUAAACGCCAGAACUUUGGAUGUGUGGGGUAUCGUUAGAAGG